AUGAAUUCAACUACACCUAUUGUACCACAGGAAUUAUUAGAUAACCUAGAAACAUUAUCAGUUGGGAAAGUUUGCCUUAUUGGAAAAGAAUUAUCACAAGAUUUAUUUCGUAAAAUUCCCAUUUUUUUAAGAUGCUUCAAAGAUAAUUUGGACAAGAAAACAUAUUUGCCACCAGAAUUUGAUAUGCUUUUGAAUUCAUGUAAUUUGAUUUUGCAAAAAAUCGUUGAAUGCCGUAUUAUUAUUGAUAAAAAAUUAAACCAAACUGCUGAGAUAUGUCCGGAGACUUUUAUAAAACAAUUUACAACAGGAAAAUGUCCAACUUAUAGGAAGUCAAGUACAUUAAUUGAAAAAGAACAGGAAUUUAACAAGAAUCGUAUUAAAUUAAUAAAACUGAGUAAUGCUUUAAAGUGGAUUGACUGGCAGGAUACAGUUAUUGAUCCAAGGAAUCUAAAGAAACCUCAAGCACCUCUAGUGGUUCCUAAAUGA
Strongyloides ratti is the source of this 486-nucleotide messenger RNA. RefSeq lists its product as hypothetical. The coding region runs from base 1 to 486 and encodes 161 amino acids. The record is from RefSeq and is a predicted model, not a curated record. Lineage: Eukaryota; Metazoa; Nematoda; Chromadorea; Rhabditida; Strongyloididae. The transcript has a single exon.